This is a messenger RNA of Colletes gigas, 855 nucleotides long. RefSeq names its product tropomyosin-2-like. Bases 1 to 855 code for a protein of 284 amino acids. The record is from RefSeq and is a predicted model, not a curated record. Gene Ontology annotation, cellular component: actin filament. Gene Ontology annotation, biological process: muscle contraction; actin filament organization. Lineage: Eukaryota; Metazoa; Arthropoda; Insecta; Hymenoptera; Colletidae. Gene Ontology annotation, molecular function: actin filament binding. The transcript has 6 exons.
AUGAACGCGAUCAAGAAACGCCUGCAGACCCUGAAGAUCGAGAAAGACCUGGCGAUGGACAGGGCCGACAUGUGCGAUCAGCAGGCGAAAGAGGCGAAUCGACGCGAGGAGAAGCUCAGGGACGAGGUACGAGAAUUGGCGAAGAAACUGUCGCAGAUGGGGCGCGACUUGCAGCUGAGCAAGGCACAGUUGGAGAAGUCGAACAGGGACCUCGAUCAAAAAGAGAGGGUCUACAUAGUGACUCAGUCGGAGCUGGCGGUUUUGAACAGAAAGAUGCAACAGUGCUUGCAGAAUUUAGAAAAGUCCGAGGAACGUCGUUUGAUCGCCCAGACGAAGCUGGCCCAGGCUAUGGAAACUGCGGAGGACGCGAAACGGAUUUGCAAAGUACUGGAGAACAGGAGCAAGCAGGACGAAGAGAGGAUGGACCAACUGAUGGCGCAGCUGAAGGAGGCGAGACUCAUCGCCGAGGACGCUGACACAAAAUCGGACGAGAUCUCUCGAAAAUUGGCGUUCGUCGAGGACGAACUGGAAGCUGCCGAAGAAAGAGUCAAAUCGAGCGAGGCAAAAAUUAUGGAACGAGAGGACGAGCUGUUCAUCGUUGGCAACAUAUUAAAGUCGCUAGAAGUAUCCGAAGAGAAGGCCAAUCAAAGGGUGGAAGAGUUCAAAUUGCAGUUAAAGGAAUUGAAAGCGAAACUGAAAACCGCCGAGAAGAGGGCGAUCAUCGCGGAAAAAAUGGUAAAAGUAUUCUCGAAAGAGCUGGACGCAAGAGAAGACUUUCUCUUCAGAGAAAAAGAGAAGUACAAGUACAUCUGCGACGACAUGGACUCCACAUUCGCGGAACUCACCGGAUACUAG